AUGGUCCUCACUCACACUACCAACCACAGCUACGCUCAUCCGUUCCCGACCGUCACCCUCGCCUUCUUCCUUCGAUACUAUUCUCCACAGCUCAACCCCUUCUCCAGCCAUGUCCUCUCCACCGACACCAUCUCGUCGCACGUCGACCCGGCCACAGGUCGACUCCACACCACCCGCAUCCACCUCAAGAAGUCGCGAAUGCCGUCCGCUGUCAUAAAGCUGCUGCCGACGAGCGUGACCGGUGGAGCGGGAGACAAGUCAACCUACGUCGUCGAGACGAGCACCGUCGAUAUCCGAGAGGGCUGGAUGAAGACGGAAAGUCGCAAUCUGAACUUCACCGGAGUGCUGAGCGUCACCGAACAGCAGCACUACUCGGUUACGCCGCCUGACCAGAGCCCAGACACGAAACCAAGCCUCUCACCCGCUACAUCGUCCAAUACCUACGUCAGCACCACAUUCAGCUACCGCUCCAGCCUUGGCAAUCGCAAGGUUGACAAGGCUGUGGCCACCUCGGACGAUCCCAACCGGAGCCGCUUCGGUGGCUGGAUAUCAGGCUGGGGCGCCAAGCGCAUUCAGAGCAGCAUCGAGUCAAUCGCUUCCAACAAGACUGAUGACCAAAUGGUCAAAUCUCGGGACGGCAUGGGCAUGGUACUGGAGAGAUUACGCAGCAAUGGUGUCGUUGCCGUUUUAAGGGAACUGAGGCGGCGGGAAGGCAACGUCUUCGAGCAGAGUGGGUAA
Molecule: messenger RNA, 738 nt
Organism: Pseudomassariella vexata
Lineage: Eukaryota; Fungi; Ascomycota; Sordariomycetes; Amphisphaeriales; Pseudomassariaceae
Product: PRELI-like family-domain-containing protein
Exons: 1
Coding region: 1-738 (245 amino acids)
Biological process (GO): phospholipid transport
Cellular component (GO): mitochondrial intermembrane space
Molecular function (GO): phosphatidic acid transfer activity
Source: RefSeq, a predicted model, not a curated record